Molecule: messenger RNA, 1767 nt
Organism: Alternaria atra
Lineage: Eukaryota; Fungi; Ascomycota; Dothideomycetes; Pleosporales; Pleosporaceae
Exons: 4
Coding region: 1-1767 (588 amino acids)
Source: RefSeq, a predicted model, not a curated record
AUGGCGAAGAAGACGGCGCUGCCUGUGCUCGACGACAACAAGGCCUGGAGACGACGGCUAGUAAUUUGCUGUGAUGGUACCUGGCAAUCCAGCGUCAGCAGCAAAAAUAACAUACCUUCUAAUGUCACGAGACUCUGUCGCCUGAUCGCGCGUGUUGGCGCAGACAAGGACGACGUUUCGAAGAAAUUCCAUCAGAUCGUCUAUUAUGACUCUGGAAUAGGGACUGGAAACCUGAGCGCCUCUGAAGCCCGACGACAAGGCGGCACAGGAGCUGGCCUAGCGGAAAACGUUAUUGAGGCGUACAACUUCAUCGUACAGAAUUAUGAGCCGGGGGAUGAAAUCUUCUGCUUUGGGUUCUCGAGAGGUGCUUACACGGCGCGUGCGGUCGCUGGGCUGGUCUCGGAUAUUGGCGUCAUUGCACCAACCAGUAUGCAAUUCUUUCCAGAACUGUAUCGUCUUUACCAGACGAACGAGGAAGGCGUCGAGUUCAGGGAAACAGAAGCAUGGAAGUGGUUCACCGAGGGCAAGCUCAGCAAAAAAGGGGAAGAGAUGGAGAAAAUCGGUAUUGACGUCAGAAAGACUGGCUUGGAUGAUCUUCGACUAUUGACUGAAGUUUGGGAGAUUCGACCGCAUGGUGAGCUCGCAGUCAGCGAGGACAGCAGGAAGGUAAAAGUGGUGGGCGUUUGGGAUACUGUCGGCUCAUUAGGUGUACCGGACGUGAUUGGUCUUAAUCUGGCAUCCAAAAGGACGAAGUUCGGGUUUCAUAAUGUCAAGCUGACGGAGAACAUCGAACAUGCAUAUCAGGCAUUGGCUUUAGACGAGCGUCGCAGGGCUUUCCGCCCAACUCUCUGGUACAUUCCCCAGGAUCUUGUCGACGAUCCGGACCGGCCAACACCGGAGUUGAAACAGGUUUGGUUUCCGGGUGUUCAUACGAACUGCGGCGGUGGUUCGCAAGACGCUUUCGGUGACAUGAAGGGAGAUUCAGAAAACAUCUCCACAGCAACCCUCUGCUGGAUGCUCCAAGUCAUCUCUCCUCACCUUACCAUUGACCGGCAUGCCUUUUCUCUCUUCAUGUCCCAGUACACACGCUGGCUCUUCCGCAUCCGCUACGCUUGCACCUACCACCACGAGAGCUCCUUUGAGAAAUUUGUGAACAAGCUACCAAAAUUGCCCACCCUUAGUCUCGGCAACGACGAACUCAAGCCUCCACGACGUGAUCCUCCACAUGAACAUACCAACUUCGAUUUCAGCUGGGGCACAGGGCCUCUCGUAGACUCGUACGGUGGAUUCUACCACUUCCUCGGAGCGCGUGCACGUAAGCCCGGCCACGAAGAAGUCGAAAUAUACGACGCCGAAAAGAAAGCACAGAAAUGGACCAAACUACGCGACCUAGGCGAUACCAAUGAAUAUAUCCAUCCCAUCGCCUACUACCGCAGUCUCGUACGCGGCUGGGACAAACACUCCCCCCUCAAGAAGAAGUGGAAUCGCGAUAACUGGCGCAGUACGAGGGAUGAUAUGAUGAGGUUUUGGUGGUACAUGGAUGGCGAACAGGACACGUGUGCGAUACCCGAGUGGGCAAUGAUGCCUGAUGGGCUGGGAGAAGAGUAUAAUUUCGAAAGGAUGUGGUACAAUGAGUGUGAGAAGACUGCGAAGACGGUAUAUAACGGGGCUCCUGUAGAGGAUUUUGGAGGCAAGGACUUUUUGGAGGGGUUGGAUGGAAAGAUCGAUUUUGCUUUUGAUGAUAGGCCUCAGAAUGUUUGGCCUUGA